UCGCUGGAACCCGGCCGCGCUGCAGUGCUCCUCCCCCCCCCUCCCUCGCGCUCGGAGUGGACGCCGCCCCGCGCGGGCUCGGGGGAGCAACAGUCGGACGCCGCGACGCCGCGCCGUCAUGUCCCGCGGCGAGUGAGCCUUACAGCGGCGAGAGCAUGUCGGCGCACCGCUACCGACCCGCCGAGUCGGACGUGGAGGCGCUGUCCGACCUGGAGGACGAGGAGGACCAAGAGGAGGAGGAGGAGGACGAGGAGGAGGAGGAGGAGGAGGAAGAGGAGGAGGACCUGGCGUACCCGGGCUUCGUGCCCGUCGCCCUGCGCUACCUGGACCAGAGCACGAGGCCCCGGAACUGGUGCCUGUGCAUGAUCACCAACCCAUAUCCUUUUCCUGCUGAAGAGAGCCGUCGUCGAGUGUUGGUCGCAGGUGCCCCGUGGAGACCCGCGCCGAGAAGGGCAGGAGUACCCUCACUUGGGACUCUUUAUGUCCUGUUAACUUGUACCGUGUGGCAUGACGAUUAGAGACCGAGAAAAUUCCCCGCAUCAGACGGACAUUCAAAAGCAUUUCACCUUCGUGUUUUUUUUUUUUUUUUUUUGUUAUCUGGAGUCCUCGACCAAAAGAGUUUAACGUAUCCGUGGCAGACCAGUCGAGACGUUCUCGUUGGUCAAGGUCGAGUGAUCGAGUGACAUCUGGUCGAGUGUGAAGAGUACCGCGCAGUCUUGGCCACGCCGAAUUUCCCCGGUCCCUUGCGGACGAUGCACCGGGUGCUUCCUUGGCUCCACUCGCCCUUUUCUCUCCGCGGUGUGGCCGAGUGUUUCUCCUUGUACCCAGUGAGCCAGCGGGUCGGUCGCCUGCGCGAUGCCCGCUUUGACCGGGACUCCAUGGCGCACCUCCGACAGCUAUGUUUAUGUUGUGUCAUGUCAUUGAGGGUUAGUUAUUUUCUCAACCCACAGCGAUAUGCAGUACGUCCCGUUAUUUGUCGUCAGGAAUAUUAAAAUAUCAAAUCGCUCUUUUUUUAAAAAUAAAAAAUAUAGGAUGCAAAUUUAAGAUACCAUCCGCAAGUCUGUGGGAAAGUUUCAAAAUUAAAGAAACGUUGCGAAAAAAAAAAUGUAAAGGCCAAAUUAAUCAUUAGAAUGCGUUGACAAUGUUCAACUGGUGGUUUUGGAGCUACAUUCCGAUGUCAAUUUCAUCUUGGUCAAAUUUCGUCGUAUUUCAAAUUUCGAAAGGAAUUUGUGUUAAAUUUCAAGAAUUAUUAGUAUACUUUCAUCUCCAGUUUUGCUUGUGGUGUUAGGCUAAAUCUGUGUGUGUGAUGUGUAAAAUGUGAUAUUCCUGCAGGAGUCUCUUCGAGUAGGUGAGUACCUACCUACUAUACUUUUUAUGUUAGCAUGGUUUUACUAGUUUCAUUGUGUUUCAUUUGUUUUAUACUUGAAAUACAAUGGUUAUUAAUUACCGGUAUUUCAACUGAAAGUUUUUAGCGUGAAUCAAUGGACUUAGGUUUACUAAGUGAUUUAUAUAUGCCGCGAAGAUUUUAGACUGUAUUGAAUAUUACUGUUUGUUCGUGCGUUUCGGUCAUCCAUGGAAAGUUUAAAAAAAUUAUGUUCACAAUAUACACUUAAUGUUUCAGCAACUUUGUAAAUGAAUUUUUUGUUACUAAAAGAUUAUUGUGCUUACUUCACUAAGGGCUUAUAAACCAAAUAGUUUUUCUUGUAGAUGUAGAACGAAAUACAUCCCACACAAUUUGAUCAACGAAGCUGUUCCUAAUAGUAAUCUGAUCAAGAACAUUUAAACAAAAAUGCGAUUUCAAGUGAAAAUACGAAUUUUUAUCCGAUCCCUGAUACUGGCUGAUAAGGUGUGGUACAAAAAUUAAGAACGUGAAAAAUUUAACAAUUUAUUCUAUAUACUGCUUCUAGAAGUUUCGCAGGUUCGUAAGUCCUUUGCGGCUAUCGUUGAAGCUGUAAGAGGGCACUGAAACCUAAUGGAACCUUCUACGCAGAAUGUGACACGGAACACGUAAUAUUAGGCACUAUUUCAAAGACUGCCAUAAGGUACUCCGAUAUAUUUAGGGCGUAUGGUAGUUAGUGGCUAUAAUAUUUGUCUGCAUUCUUGUCAAACAUUCAUUCAAUCACGUAGAACUUUCUGAGCACACAUCUAUUUGUUUAGCAAAAAUUCUACUUUAUGGUCAUGUCUGAAUUGCAGUCAGCAUUGAUAGCUUUAUAAAGAGCAUCUUUUAGAAGAAAAUUAGUUUUAGUAAAAAAACAUAUUUUGUAAGUUUUUACAAACAAGUACGUUUAUAUUUUAACAGGCUUUCGUAAUACCGUUACAGUAUUAAAUAGAUAUCAUUACUUGCUUUAUGUCUAAAAAAUUAUUUGUUUUUUAAGGCGAAAUCGCAAAAAAAAAA
Molecule: messenger RNA, 2395 nt
Organism: Bacillus rossius redtenbacheri
Lineage: Eukaryota; Metazoa; Arthropoda; Insecta; Phasmatodea; Bacillidae
Product: sodium/potassium/calcium exchanger 1-like
Exons: 1
Coding region: 156-518 (120 amino acids)
Source: RefSeq, a predicted model, not a curated record